AUGGGAGAUAGCAGUGGAGGGUCCCGCGUCAGCUCCUCCUCAUCUUCUCUCCUUCCCUCAUCACCUCCUUCCAUAUCUCCACACUUUACAUCCUCCUUCUCAAGCUCUACCUGUGCCACUUCUUGCCCACCCUCGGAAUUACCAUCCACGGUUUUGAAAGUGAACUGCGAUUUUUCAAACGUGCUCGACAGUGCUGCCAAAGCUGAAGCAGACUUCUUGCAGCCCACCCAGAACUCAACAAGGUCAAACUCGAUUGACUCUAACUCCAGCCAGCUGCUGCAUGGUGGGACGUCUUAUGACUUGAGCCUCUUCGAGCUGAAGCUCAUCUGUGAUGACUACGGGGCCUUCUGCCAUCAGUUAGGGACAGAGCAGGUAGAGAUCUCGCAAGCAAAAGAUCAUCCAGCUGUGCUGCAAGAGAGUGAACCCAAGAACCUCCUUGAUUGGAUGGUGAUGCUAGCAGCAGACCCAAUGCACAUCGUCUCUCGGACUUCAUCCUGUUCUGUUGAUUCCCUUCCGGCCAGUUCUCUCGACAACGAGCCGCCGAUGCCUAUGGAGGGAUCAGGAGGGGAGCUGAGAGAUGACAUGGUACUGUCUGACGGCAGCAGGGGACAUGAAGACGUUGAUGACCAUCAUCACAGCUCGAGUGACCGAGACGACCCGGUUAACGAGUCGCCGGAGGACGAGCAAGCUCAGAGCAAGGGACUGCUGCACGAGGAGGAGGAAAGGUCGAUUUCUCAUUCCGUCAAAAACAUCCGGGAAGUUUCUCCACGCAAUCAUGAUGAUCCCGCGGCAGAGAAAGCUGGGACGGAGGCCGCGGUCCAGUCCCCAGACAGCAAGAAUGCUGGCAGGGUUUCCAGUGGGGAGGUCAUGGGCGAGCAGGCUUUGGAGCGGCAGCCAUGCAAGAUAACCUCAGAGUCUGAGAUCAUCAAGAACGCAGAGAAGGAGUCUGUGUUCCAUGACGAGUCUUCCAUCAGCUUCCAUGGCAACUUGAAGGUCGAAGCUCUGCUCGCUGAAAACGUUGUGUUGAUGUUUGACAUGCAGCGCUGGAAAGCUCUUGUGGACAAGAAAGAUCCUGUGAACUCCUUGAGCUCUACGCCUCAACGAGCAGAGAAUUCUGUCAAGCGAAGGAACAGCAAGACCAAGUCGGAUGAUGAGAGUGCAGUGUGUGAUGAGGUGCAGAAGCAAGCUCCUUCAGGAGAAGAUCGAACAGUGUCGAGCUCCGAGGUGGUCGUUGAAGAGCACAGUUCGUCCGACGAGUACGACGAGGUUGGUGACUGCCGUGCUGGGUGUUGGGUCGCUGAGUGGGAACAACAGAUACCAGAUUUACAAGUGUAUAACGAAUCUCCCAAGUGGGGAAUCAACCAUGGAGAGAGGGUGGAGGUGAUGUUGUCCCCAUCGCUGGAAGAGUUUUCCAAGGAUGAACAGUCUCGGUCGGACCUGUCGGGCUUCCCCGAUGGGAAUGAAAGCUUGACAUCCUUGAGUUUUGCCGUCAACACCUCGGCUGCAUACAGAGACACAAGCAUGCAGGAGGACGAGGAGGAGAAAGGCGCAGAGGAAGUGAACUCAUACGACUGGAAGGAUCGUCAGGAUACCAACGAGGUUGUACAGAGCGGAGGAAACGUACUGGAAAUGGCGGAAGAGGAGAAGAGGAAGAGGAUUGAAGGAAGGGCAGUGAAGAUGGAGGAAGCGCGAGCGGUAGAAGCGUCCUGCCUGGGGAGGCACGGCAUCGCAGCGAAAGACGUCUGCCAUGAAUUGGAAUGGCACUGCACACGCCAUACCAAGAGGGCGCUGGCACUUAAGAAGAAGUCCAAGCUUCGUUUGCACGUCGACGUCUUGGGGAGGAUGCGCUUGUUUCGAGCGAGUUAUCUUCUCAGACGCGAUGAGAGCUGUCCUCCUGCUAUCAGCUACUCGCGCAGGGACGAGAAGCGUCCUGAAGGGCCCGGACGUAGGAAGUUUUUCGGCUCAACUUCCAAGUCUCCGAGCCGCAAGGUAUGGUAG
Messenger RNA from Guillardia theta CCMP2712, 1998 nucleotides. RefSeq lists its product as hypothetical. The transcript has 6 exons. The record is from RefSeq and is a predicted model, not a curated record. Lineage: Eukaryota; Cryptophyceae; Pyrenomonadales; Geminigeraceae. The coding region runs from base 1 to 1998 and encodes 665 amino acids.